Molecule: messenger RNA, 2015 nt
Organism: Ilex paraguariensis (yerba mate)
Lineage: Eukaryota; Viridiplantae; Streptophyta; Magnoliopsida; Aquifoliales; Aquifoliaceae
Source: the annotation of a GenBank genome assembly
ACCAUUGUCAUCAUUCCAUUGGCCCUCUCUCUCUCUGUCUCUCCCCCCAAAAGCAGAAAGGAAAGUUGUGUAUAUAGUUCUUCCAUGAAUGCUACCUUGCUUUGUUCACACCCAUCUCUUUCUAACUAAUCAGACUCUGGAAAAAAUAACCCAUUACUCAUUCACCAAGUAAAGAAACCAAAAGGAGACAUGAUUCAUACCAAACUGGCCAUGAAUGUUCUCUUGCUUUCACACCACACCUCUGAAUCGGUUGUAUUUCCUGUUCAUAUGUGUUUCUCUCUCUAACCCAGAUACCCAAAACUAAUCCCACGUCCAAAUGUCUAACAAGCCAUCUGAGCCCGAGUUUGAGACAGUGACUUACAUGGACUUGUUCAAGAAAAUCAAACGUUUGAGACUCAUUGAGCCCUCUUUGGGCAUAAUUGGCUUCUUUUUUGUUACCGUUUGUGUAAUUUUUGGCUUCGUUUACUUGGAUUACAGAGCUGUUACAAAAGGGCUUCGGUUCUCCACACAAUCAGAGAGGUUAUUGUGGUUGAAAUUUUAUGGUUCUCGUGAGAUUAAAAAGGUUGAGUUUUUGAGUGAGAAGGGCAAUGGGUGUGAUGUGUUUGAAGGUGAUUGGGUGUGGGAUGAGAGUUAUCCUUUGUAUCAGUCCAGAGAUUGCAGGUUUUUGGAUGAUGGGUUUAAGUGUUCUGAGAAUGGAAGGCCUGAUUUGUUCUACACCAAAUGGCGUUGGCAACCCAAAGAUUGCAACUUGCCCAGAUUUGAUGCAAAGAUGAUGCUGGAGAAACUGAGGAACAAAAGGCUAGUGUUUGUUGGAGACUCAAUUGGAAGAAACCAGUGGGAGUCCAUCCUCUGCAUGCUCUCUUCUGCUGUUUCAAAUAAGGAUGCUAUCUAUGAAGUGAAUGGCAGUCCAAUCACAAAGCACAAAGGGUUUCUGGUGUUCAAAUUUUUGGAGUACAACUGCACUGUGGAGUACUUCAGGGCUCCAUUUCUUGUAUUGCAAAGCCGGCCUCCUCCUGGAACUCCAUCAAAAAUAAAAACUACCUUGAAAUUAGAUCAGAUGGAUUGGAGCUCUUCCAAGUGGAGAGAUGCAGAUGUGCUGGUUUUCAAUACAGGACAUUGGUGGAACUACGAGAAGACCAUAAGAGGGGGUUGUUACUUCCAAGAAGGAGCAGAGGUGAAGAUGAAGAUGAAAGUUGACAGUGCAUACCGGAAGUCCAUUGAAACAGUAGUAGACUGGAUACAUCGUCAAGUGAACCACAGCAAGACCCAGGUUUUCUUUCGAACAUAUGCUCCUGUACACUUCAGAGGUGGGGAUUGGAGAAGCGGAGGACACUGUCACUUGGAGACGCUACCAGAGCUGGGUGCAUCAUUGGUGCCUUCCCACACUUGGAACCGAUAUAGCAUAUUGAUGGAUGUAAUAUCAGCUCACACAAACAUUUCAGAUGCUAAAUCAUUAGAUGUAUUAAAUGUUACACAUAUGACUUCAAGAAGAAAAGAUGGUCAUUCAUCCCUAUACUAUCUGGGUCCUAAGGUAGGUCCUGCUUCUCUUCAUAAGCAGGACUGCAGCCAUUGGUGUCUGCCUGGAGUCCCGGAUGCAUGGAAUGAGCUACUCUAUGCUCUCUUUUUAAAGCAUGAGGCCACCCGCUCUUGGAACUCAAUCUAAAUUUCAGUCAGUUAGCCUACAAACUAUUUUAUUCAUUUGGUGCAAGGAAAAAAAACAUUGAUUUCAUCAAGACGAGUUCAUCCACGAGUUAAGCAGCAAGACAAGACCGUAUUGAAGUAUCGGAUUAGUUAGAGAGAUUUGAGUCGAAGGGAAGCGGGUUAUUGGUUAUAUAUUUUCUGCUGACAUAGGAAGAGCCCAAUUCUAGGCACUCGUGGAACUGGGGGUUCCGCAGAUAAGAUAGCAGACACAGACACAUACACAUUCUGGGUUUUUUUUUUUCUUCAUCUUUUCCCCUCAUUUGGAGGCAAGUCUACAAGGUAGUUCCAUUCUUUAGAAUGACUGUGCUGUUAGC